Molecule: messenger RNA, 918 nt
Organism: Sparassis crispa
Lineage: Eukaryota; Fungi; Basidiomycota; Agaricomycetes; Polyporales; Sparassidaceae
Exons: 7
Coding region: 1-918 (305 amino acids)
Source: RefSeq, a predicted model, not a curated record
AUGGCGUCCGCCGGCCCUGGAGUUCCCUCUGCCAACACUAGCUCCAACACGAGUGCGUCGGCCGAACCGGUGUGGAAUUUCCCCACAUCACCCAUUCCGAGCAACCCCUUGGGUGACGGGCAGUAUAUCAGGAGUGCUGCAGCGCUCAUAAUUGGAGAUGAGAUCCUGAAUGGCAAGACGCUGGAUAGGAACUCCAAUUACUUCGCACGAUUCUGCUUCGAACAGGGCAUCGACCUGAAGCGGAUAGAAGUCAUUCCCGACGAGGAAGACGACAUCAUCGAAGCUAGCCGGCGACUGGUCAAGAAUUAUGACUUCGUCAUCACCUCUGGGGGCAUUGGCCCCACACACGAUGACAUUACCUAUGCCUCGCUCGCCAAAUCCUUCGACCAGCCGCUGGAACACCACGCUGAGACACUACACCGGAUGGUUGAGAUGAGCAAACAUCGCAUAGACAUUGUGAACCAGACUGCUGAGCAGCGCACUGCGCGGGAGCGUAUGGCACUUUUUCCCACACGCGCGGAGGUCCUCUUCAUUGCCCCAGACGUCUGGGUGCCCGUCGUCCGCUUAGAAGGCAAGCUAUGCGUGUUCCCGGGGAUCCCGAAGCUCUUCCAGAAAAUGCUUGACGGGCUCACGCCAUUUCUCCCACUCCCACCGCCAGAACAGCGGCCCUUCCGGCUGCAAAUUUUCACAUCUCUGCCGGAGUCCUCCAUAGCGCCGUACCUCUCUCAAGUGCAGGCACGCACGAAGGCAUCAGGUGUCCGUGUCGGGUCGUACCCUCUGCUGCAGCGUGGCGUUUAUGUCGCUCUCAUUGGACGCGAUACGGACCUUGUGCACUCUCUCGCUGAGGAGGUUGCCCAAGAGCUGGAGGGCCGUAUCAUCAGUGAGGAGGAUGCAUUGAAGGAGAAGGCUGGUCUGUAG